UUCCAGCGGGCGCGCCCCCCUACGGGCCCUGCGAUUGGCCAGCAACGGGCGCGCUUCCUUGCACGUACAGACGCUGGGCGGGGGCGCGGGGCGGGCCUGCGACGCAGGUAGUGUUGUGACGCCAGCCUCGAGGCCGUGCGGGCCAGUGCGUCUCUCCGGAUUGGUGCAUCGACAGCCAAUGGAGGCAGCGCCCGGGCUGUGAUUGGCCGGGGCCGUGUUGACGGAUGCGUGAGAAGAAAACGCUGCCUCAGCUCGGAGUCUUGAAUACGGCGCGAACCGAGGUGUUAACGACAAAGUGUAAAAGUGCCAUUGAGUCCGGUCCACGCGCGCUUUAUUAGACUGAGCGUGUGGUUUUGAAAUUCCUUAGCGUAGUGGAUGGCGCUGGGCACUCGGGUCAUAUUUCUCCGUCACGGCGAUAAAGGAGUGUGCUCUCGAUUCUAGUGUGUAUUAUGGAGGGGAGGAUAAGGGAGACGGUGUCCCAGCCUCCGGGCCCGGGAGGAGCACUCAUGAGCCGUAGGGAUCUAACGUACGGAGGGCAGGAUAAGGGAGAUGGUGUCGUAGCGUCCGGGCCCGGGAGGAGCACUCAUGAGCCGUAGGGAUCUAAUGUACAGAGGGGAAGACAAGGAAGACGGUGCCCCAGCGUCUGGGCCCGGGAGGAGCACUCAUGAGCCGUAGGGAUCUAAUGUACAGAGGGGAGGACAAGGAAGACGGUGCCCCAGCGUCUGGGCCAGGGAGGAGCACUCAUGGGCCGUAGGGAUCUAACGUACGGAGGGCAGGAUAAGGGAGAUGGUGUCGUAGCGUCCGGGCCCGGGAGGAGCACUCAUGAGCCGUAGGGAUCUAAUGUACAGAGGGGAAGACAAGGAAGACGGUGCCCCAGCGUCUGGGCCCGGGAGGAGCACUCAUGAGCCGUAGGGAUCUAAUGUACAGAGGGGAGGACAAGGAAGACGGUGCCCCAGCGUCUGGGCCAGGGAGGAGCACUCAUGGGCCGUAGGGAUCUAACGUACGGAGGGCAGGAUAAGGGAGAUGGUGUCCCGGCGUCCGGGCCCGGGAGGAGCACUCAUGGGCCGUAGGGAUCUAACGUACGGAGGGGAGGACAAGGGAGACGGUGUCCCGCCGUCUGGGCCUGGGAGGAGCACUCAUGAGCCAUUGAGACCCAAAGGACAGUGAGACGAUCACAGACAAUGAUCCUGUACUGUAAUUACGUGAUAGGACUGACAUCACCACAUCAGCCAUAAUAAAACACGAGCGUAUCAAAGUACCUCGCAGUAUACCUUAAACUGACAUCAUGUUACAUGUCAAAUUUUUUCGAUAAAAAAUUCUAGUGUCCAUGAAAAUGAGGUUUUUAAAAACGGGAUCUACCCCGUACCUAUCUAAUCCAGCACCUAAACUGUCGGAUCCAGUAGUGCCCGUACUUUCCUCUUUUAUUUUUUCACUUUUUAACUACGUGGACCUUUUCGCCGUAGCAACUCUUUUUCUUCAAUGACAAGACAUCGCUUUGCGGUUCAAAGUUAAUUUCGAAGUUGAAGCACACCUGACCGAAAAGGCCAGGGCACGCGUUGCUAACGCCUUUGGGAACGCAAUCUGUCCCGAGUCAGGCUUGUCUCCGACCGGGUGAACCCGGACGUACCCUUGCCUGCCAUCCAUCCAUCUUCUUGCCCAAGGAAUCAGUACGGCCUCCAAAGCGUGGCACGUCAAAAGUUAAGUCGAAUCCAGUGGCUUUGCUCCGAGAUACUCUUGAACCACACCCUCCUCCUUGAGAUGAGACAAAGCAGAGUCCGGCAUACGGCCUGCGGUCCAGAAGACCCGGCAAGAAGAUGAACCAAAGAGGAGGGAAUCUUAACGAAGAUGGCGUGUUCCGUUUCUCCCCCAAACUCUCUCAGCGGACCGACGCGGUCGGAAAGGUGUCCCAACAGGCUUUCCAUCCUCCUCACACCUGCAGGAACGUCACCAGCUUCCCUUCUCUGCGCAGAACAGGCGAAUCCUGACCUCCUAGCUCCCCUUUCCAAGCUGGCGUUGUUGACUGUAGACAGCGGCUGCGACCGGGAGAAAAUGCCCGGCAGGACCGCGGAGCUCGCACCGGCGGGGAGCCGCCCGGAGACUCCUGCCCUGAGCGCCUAGCGAACACUCCCGACCGUCUUCGGCUCUUUCCGGCCGCUCGGGGAGCUUCGGGUGGCCUCGGCGUCCGCCGCGCUCACCUUCGGCAAUUUCCGCGUACCGCGCGCAGCCGUUGUCCGGGCAACGCGCGACGGCGCGACGGCUAGGCAAGGGUUUCAACCUUGACCAGGUCUGAGUUUCAUCAUGGCCCUCUAUUUUGACCACCGAAUAGAAGCCCCAGACGCCGUCGGGUCUCCUUCGCACAUCCAUUGGCACCCUGUUCACCCAUUUCUGGCAGUUGCCUCCGUCAGCACGACCUCAGGAGGCAGCGUGGAUAUUUAUCUGGAACAAGGUGAGCAUGUGCCCGAUGCACAUAUGGAGAGGUCGUUCCGGGUCAGUUCCCUGUGCUGGCACCCGACGCGCCUGAUGCUCGCUGUUGGCUGGGAGACUGGAGAAGUGACAGUGUUUAAUAAGCAGGACAAGGAACAGCAUGCAGUCCCCCCGACACACACCACCGACAUCACCGUCCUCAAGUGGAGCCCCAAUGGGAACUGCCUCGUGUCAGGGGACAGGCUCGGUGUCCUGCUCUUGUGGAGGUUGGACCAAAGGGGUCGAGUACAAGGGACGCCCCUGCUGAAACACGAUCAUGGAAAACCCCUAACUCACUGCAUCUUCCGGCUCCCCCCUCCUGGCGAGGACCUCGUUCAGUUGGCGAAGGCAGCUGUGAGUGGUGAUGAGAGAGCCCUGGACAUGUUUAACUGGAGGAAAAGUGGCUUUGGAAGUUUCCUGAAAAUGGGAUCUCAAGAGGGACUAUCAUUCUUUGUCAGCUUGAUGGACGGGACGGUGCACUACGUGGAUGAGAAAGGCAAGACCACCCGGGUGGCUUCCACAGACAGCCCCAUCCACACGCUCCUCUACAUGGAGCAAAGGGAGGCCCUGGUGGUGGUCACCCAGAAGCUGCUGCUGUCCCUGUAUGCGGUGAGGCCCGGGGGCAAAGCGGAGGAAGUGAUGAAGGUCAAGUUGAGUGGGAAGACUGGUCACCGGGCAGACAUGACAUUGAUUGAAGGCAGUGUGCUUGUGACCGCCAUAGGGGAACCCGUUCUCAGAUUCUGGGAUUUAGAAGGUGGAGAAAAUUACGUGCUGAGUCCAGAGGAGAAGUUUGGUUUUGAAAAAGCCGAGAAUAUAAACUGUGUUUCUUACUGUAAAGCCAAAGGUCUUCUGGCGGCGGGGACAGAUAAAGGGCGAGUGGCCAUGUGGAGGAAGCUGCCCGGCCCCCAGAGCAGCCGAGUGGCAGAGGGCAAGGACAGGUGGGCCCUUCAGACCCCGACUGAGCUCGAAGGCAACAUCACACAGAUAAAGUGGGGCUCCCGGAAGAGCCUCCUGGCGGUGAACAGCAUCAGCUCCGUGGUGAUCCUCAGUGAGCAGGCCAUGUCCUCCCACUUCCACCAGCAAGUGGCCGUGGUGCAGAUGUCCCCAAACUUACUCAGCGUGUCCUUCCUGUCCUCGGGGGUGACGCACAGCCUGCGCACAGACAUGCACAUCAGCGGGGUGUUCGUCACCAAGGAUGCCAUUGCUGUCUGGAACGGAAAGCAGGUGGUGGUCUUUGAGCCUUCUGGAGCCAUGUUACGGAAUGCAGGAACCUUCCUGUGUGAGUCUCCGGUGGUAGCCAUGCAUGAGGAAAACGUGUACACCGUGGAGCCAAACCGAGUUCAAGUUCGAACCUGGCAGGGGACCGUGAAGCAGCUCUUACCGUUCUCCGAGGCAGAGGGGAACCCAUGCUUCUUUGAUGUCUGUGGAAAUUUCCUGGUUGUGGGGACAGACCUGGCUCAUUUUAAAAGCUUUGAUCUUUCCCGAAGGGAGGCGAAAGUGCACUGCAGCGACAAGAACGUGGCCGCGCUGAUCCCGGGCACAGCGGGCAUGGCCUCGCUCAGGUGUAACGCCAGCGGCAGCAAGAUCAGCGUCCUCCUCAGCAAGGCGGACAACAGCCCUGAUUCCAGAAUCUGCUUCUACGACGUGGAAAUGGACACGGUGACCAUCCUCGACUUCAAGACGGGACAGAUUGAUCGGAGGGAGACGGUGUCCUUUAGUGGGCAAGAGACCGAGAAGAGCCAUGGCUUUGUGGAUGAGAGCCUGAUGGAUCUCAUUCCUGUAAACCAUUUCUGGGACCAGAGUGAGCCCAGGCUGUUUGUGUGCGAGGCUGUGCGGGAAGUUCCGGGAGCCCAGCUGCAGCCUGGGGAUAAGAAGCCGCCCACCGAGGAUAGCCCAGGCCCCACGGCGGACGUGCUGAUUCUGUCCUUCUUCGUGACGGAGGAGCACGGCUUCUUGCUCCAGGACAGCUUCCCCCGGCCUCCCGCCUACCAGAAUCUUCUGGGGAUCGAAGUGCCUUAUUAUUACUUCAUGAGAAAGCCAGGAGAAGCAGACGGAGAAGACCAGGUGGGCUCAGGGUGCCCAUGCGUGGGCAGGAGACCCCUACGCGACUUCGUCGGGCUGGAGGACUGCGAUAAGCCCACUCGGGACGCCAUGCUUCACUUCAGCUUCUUCGUCACCGUCGGAGACAUGGAUGAAGCUUUCAAAUCUAUCAAACUCAUCAAAAGUGAGGCGGUCUGGGAGAACAUGGCGCGCAUGUGCGUGAAGACCCAGCGGCUGGACGUCGCCAAGGUGUGCCUGGGGAACAUGGGCCAUGCGCGUGGAGCGCGAGCACUGCGGGAGGCUGAGCGGGAGCCAGAGCCGGAGGCCAGGGUGGCCAUGCUGGCCAUACAGCUGGGCAUGCUGGAGGACGCCGAGCACUUGUACCGGUCGUGUGGGCGCUAUGACCUCCUGAACAAGCUGUACCAGGCCUCUGACCAGUGGCAGAAGGCCGUGGAAGUCGCGGAGCUGCAUGACCGCAUCCACCUGCGUGCCACCUACUACAGCUACGCCCGGCACCUGGAGGCCAGCGCAGACCUCGGCCUGGCCCUCAGCUACUAUGAGAAGUCAGACACCCACCGCUUCGAGGUGCCCAGGAUGCUAUCGGAGGACCUGCAGUCCCUGGAGCUCUAUGUCAAUAAGAUGAAGGACAAGGCCUUGUGGCGGUGGUGGGCCCAGUACCUGGAGAGCCAGGCCGACAUGGCCGCGGCGCUGCGCUACUAUGAGCUGGCGCAAGACUACUUCUCCCUCGUCCGCAUCUGCUGCUUCCGGGGCGACGUUCAAAAGGCUGCGGAGAUAGCCAACGAGAGCGGAAACUGGGCGGCGUCCUAUCACCUGGCCCGCCAGUACGAGAGCCGGGACGAGGUGAGGCAGGCCGUGCACUUCUACUCGCGGGCGCGGGCCUUCAACAACGCCAUCCGGCUGUGCAAGGAGAAUGGUCUGGAUGACCAGCUCAUGAACCUGGCUCUGCUGAGCUCCCCCGAGGACAUGACGGAGGCGGCACUCUACUAUGAGGACAAGGGCGAGCACAUGGACAGGGCGGUCAUGCUGUACCACAAGGCUGGCCACUUCUCCAAGGCUCUGGAGCUGGCCUUCGCCACCCAGCAGUUCGUGGCCCUACAGCUCAUAGCAGAGGACCUGGACGAGAGGUCGGACCCCGCCCUCCUGGCCCGCUGUUCGGACUUCUUCAUCGAACACAGCCAGUACGAGAAGGCGGUGGAGCUGCUGCUGGCCGCAAAGAAGUAUCACGAAGCCCUACAGCUUUGCCUGGAGCAGAACAUGACCAUCACUGAGGAGAUGGCCGAGAAGAUGACCGUGUCCAAGGACUCCAAGGACCUGUCUGAAGAGUCUCGGCGCCAACUGCUGGAGCAGAUCGCCAACUGCUGCAUGCGUCAGGGCAACUACCACCUGGCCACCAAGAAGUACACGCAGGCGGGGAACAAGCUGAAGGCCAUGAGAGCGCUGCUGAAGUCUGGCGACACAGAGAAAAUCGUGUUCUUUGCGGGCGUCUCGAGGCAAAAGGAAAUCUACAUCAUGGCUGCCAACUACCUGCAGUCCCUGGACUGGCGGAAGGAGCCGGAGAUCAUGAAGAACAUCAUCAGCUGCUACACCAAGGGCCGGGCCCCUGACCUGCUAGCCGGCUUCUACGGUGCCUGUGCCCAGGUGGAGAUCGAUGAGUACCAGAACUACGACAAAGCCCACGGGGCGCUGACGGAGGCCUACAAGUGCCUGUCCAAGGCCAAGGCCAAGAGCCCCCUGGAUCAGGAGACCAAGCUGGCUCAGCUGCAGAGCAAGAUGACGCUGGUGAAGCGGUUCAUCCAGGCCCGAAGGACGUACACCGAGGACCCCAAGGAGGCGGUCAGGCAGUGCGAGCUGCUGCUGGAGGAGCCAGAGCUGGACAGCACCGUCCGCGUCGGGGACGUCUGCGGCUUCCUGGUGCAGCACUACCUGCAGGCUGAGGACUUGCAGACGUUAACAAGAGUAACAGACCUACGUGUACCCUUUACCGGAUUCAGCAGUUUUCAGCGUUUUGCCACAUUUACUUACUCUUAUCUGAUAGAGUGCGUGAGUGAGCCGACCUGGGCCUGGAGCUUUCUUUGUGGAAGGAGUUCAAGGAUUCAUUUCAGCAGAGCGAUUCUCAAGCAUUUUGGUCGCAGGACCCCUUUGCGGUGGGGUUACCCACGUGGGGCAGCCGGAUGCUGUUUGUUGUGUUACAGAAUAAAACUCACUCACUGACAAACGAAA
Ailuropoda melanoleuca (giant panda) is the source of this 6744-nucleotide messenger RNA. RefSeq names its product intraflagellar transport 140 (gene IFT140). Bases 2299 to 6735 code for a protein of 1478 amino acids. Gene Ontology annotation, molecular function: protein binding. Gene Ontology annotation, biological process: intraciliary retrograde transport. Gene Ontology annotation, cellular component: ciliary basal body; intraciliary transport particle A; axoneme. Lineage: Eukaryota; Metazoa; Chordata; Mammalia; Carnivora; Ursidae. The transcript has 31 exons. The record is from RefSeq and is a predicted model, not a curated record.